AUGGCCGCGGAGCUGAGCAUGGGGCCAGAGCUGCCCACCAGCCCGCUGGCCAUGGAGUACGUCAACGACUUCGACCUGCUCAAGUUCGACGUGAAGAAGGAGCCGCUGGGGCGCGCGGAGCGUCCGGGCCGGCCCUGCACGCGUCUGCAGCCAGCCGGCUCGGUGUCGUCCACACCGCUCAGCACGCCGUGUAGCUCGGUGCCCUCGUCGCCCAGCUUCAGCCCGACCGAACAGAAGACGCACCUCGAGGACCUGUACUGGAUGGCGAGCAACUACCAGCAGAUGAACCCCGAGGCGCUCAACUUGACGCCCGAGGACGCGGUGGAGGCACUGAUCGGCUCGCACCCGGUGCCACAGCCGCUGCAGAGCUUCGACGGCUUUCGCAGCGCGCACCACCACCACCACCACCACCAUCCUCACCCGCACCACGCAUACCCGGGCGCUGGCGUGGCCCACGACGAGCUGGGUCCGCACGCGCACCCGCACCAUCACCAUCAUCACCAAGCAUCGCCGCCGCCGUCCAGCGCCGCCAGCCCGGGGCAGCAGCUGCCCACCAGCCACCCCGGGCCCGGGCCGCACGCGGCGGCCGCGGCCACGGCUGCAGGCGGCAACGGCAGCGUGGAGGACCGCUUCUCCGACGACCAGCUCGUGUCCAUGUCCGUGCGCGAGCUGAACCGCCACCUGCGGGGCUUCACCAAGGACGAGGUGAUCCGCCUGAAGCAGAAGCGGCGGACCCUGAAGAACCGGGGCUACGCCCAGUCAUGCAGGUAUAAACGCGUCCAGCAGAAACACCACCUGGAGAACGAGAAGACGCAGCUCAUUCAGCAGGUGGAGCAGCUUAAGCAGGAGGUGUCCCGGCUGGCCCGCGAGAGAGACGCCUACAAGGUCAAGUGCGAGAAACUCGCCAACUCCGGCUUCAGGGAGGCGGGCUCCACCAGCGACAGCCCCUCCUCUCCCGAGUUCUUUCUGUGAGUCGUGGCCGGUCCCGGCCCCCGCCCUUGCCCCUGCCUGGACUCCCCGUCCCGUGUCCCCAGCCCCGGACUCCCCCGGACCCUGUUCCUGCCACGGCCCCAGCCUUGACCUGUUUGACUUGAGUGAGAGGGAGGAAGGGCGCGCGGGCCGCGGACGACCUGCGGGCGCGCGGGCGGGCAGGGGACCUUGGCGAAGGCGAAAGUAGCGCGCGCCAGCGCCGCCUCCUACACUCGAGCAGAGCCAGAGAGAGAUGAGAGGGUGGGAGGUCCCGGAGCAACUUUUCUCCAGGCUGGAGGGCGGCGAGGCAUAGUCCCUAAGAGUCGCCAAGGCCAUCUAGAGACUUCUGGCUUUCUGAACUUUGUGCGUUAAGCCGGGGCCGCUGCUUCGCGGCGGGAACGUAGUCCGCCCCAGGAAGAGAGCAGCGAGGAGAGGAGAGAGAGACCCCGGUGUCCCGAAAGGCGCGAGGCGAGGCUGAGGGAAGGAAGGACAGACGGACCUGUCUGUUCAGAGUCCGAAGAACACUGGCACUCAGCCCCGAGACGCGGUCCUCAGUUAGGACGUUCGGCGCGCAAAUCUCAUCAGUUUUAUUGCCUGCUCGAUUAUAUAGAAAAAAAAAAAUACAAAAAUCUGCAUUAAAAAUAUUAAUCCUGCAUGCUGGACAUGUAUGGUAAUAAUUUCUAUUUUGUACCAUUUUCUUGUUUAACUUUAGCAUGUUGUUGAUCAUGGAUCAUAACCCCCUUGUUUCCUUGGGUGAGAAGGGAUCGCAGUUCGGAAACUCCCGCAGCUGCGUGCCGGGUUUCUGUCCCGGCUGUCGGCUUGUAAAUACCCGCCCCGCCAAACCGCACAGAGAACGUGGCAGCAAGCUGAGUGUCUUUGUUGGGGUUUAUUAUUAUGGCAUUUUUGUUUGCAAGUUAAAAAAAAAAAAAUGUUCAGGACAUUUUGCUUCAGAAAACAACUUUGUCUUGGGGCACCUUUGGAAGUUAGGUGUUUCUUCCCUUCCCCUGUCUUCAUUCGGUCCUCGUUUCCCUCCCUCUUUACUUUUCAAUUUUGUUGGUGUGGAGAGGACUGGGGUCUCCGGUACCGAGUAGAAGGGCAGGCAGCUGCGGAGUUUGCAUCCCGGAGGCCCGCGCGUGGACUCACUACCCGCCUUGCCUUACUGCCAAAUUGACACCCCUAACAAGAAAGGAAAGGAAAACAGAUAUUUUCCUCUGCUUUUUAUUGUAACCUAAAUAGCCCCAAGGUCCCUUCGAAACCCUCCAGGUCCCGCAUUAGUUGCAGGGGCCUUAGCGCUUUUAGGGCGAGCGGCUUCGCUUUCCCUGACUACGCGGUGACUAAAGCUUGCCUUGAACCAACCACCACGCUCAGAGUGUACCGGAGACCCAAACAUUGGCAAGUAAGUUUUCAACUCUCAAGUACGCUCUUUAGACCAACACAUUAUGUGUUUCUUUCCCUGCUUUUGAAACAGCAGGAAGAGUUAUUAGUGAUGUCCCCCUCGUCCCCCUCCUCCCCCUUCUGUUGUAUAGUAGUUAUAGGGACGAUCUGGGUGUUUUUCUUUAUUAUUACUUUUUUUUUUUUUUCCUGCAGGUCAGUAAAAGGGUUUAAGUUGCACUGACAAAAAUACCAAAAUGAAAGCAUAUUUUUUAGUUCCCAUUUGAAAUUGCUGGCGCUGCUGGCCGGAUGCAUUUUUGAGUUUGUAUUAGUUGAUAAAUUAACAGUAAUAACAAGAUUGUAUGAACCCGCAUGGUGCUUGCAGUUUUAAAUAUUGUGGAUAUUCGUCCUGCAUCAGAAACGAGCUUCAGUUUUUACGGAUUCAACUGUGUUGAAAUCAAACUUGCCGCAACAGAAAUUGUUUUUAUUUCAUGUAAAAUAAGGGAUCAAUUUCAAACCCUGCUUAUGAUAUGAAAAUAUUAA
Cynocephalus volans (Philippine flying lemur) is the source of this 2883-nucleotide messenger RNA. RefSeq names its product MAF bZIP transcription factor B (gene MAFB). Gene Ontology annotation, cellular component: nucleus. NCBI's taxonomy places the organism in Eukaryota, Metazoa, Chordata, Mammalia, Dermoptera, Cynocephalidae. Gene Ontology annotation, biological process: regulation of myeloid cell differentiation; regulation of transcription by RNA polymerase II. The record is from RefSeq and is a predicted model, not a curated record. The transcript has a single exon. Gene Ontology annotation, molecular function: RNA polymerase II cis-regulatory region sequence-specific DNA binding; DNA-binding transcription factor activity, RNA polymerase II-specific. The coding region runs from base 1 to 972 and encodes 323 amino acids.